This is a messenger RNA of Mustela lutreola (European mink), 1314 nucleotides long. It is a transcript of the gene ZNF32, whose product is annotated as zinc finger protein 32. The record is from RefSeq and is a predicted model, not a curated record. Bases 253 to 1116 code for a protein of 287 amino acids. Lineage: Eukaryota; Metazoa; Chordata; Mammalia; Carnivora; Mustelidae. The transcript is spliced from 3 exons. Gene Ontology annotation, molecular function: RNA polymerase II cis-regulatory region sequence-specific DNA binding; DNA-binding transcription factor activity. Gene Ontology annotation, biological process: regulation of transcription by RNA polymerase II.
CGGGUCAGUGAGCCCGGCUAGGCGGGGCCGCGUGGGCAGGCCGCCGCCCCCGGGCCCUCUUCGGCCCCGGCUGCCCUAGAGCAGGCCUGGCCGGCCUGAUCCCCGAGGGAGGCCACCCGCGAGGGGAGAGGCGUGCGGCCCGCAGAGAAGGGUCCAGCCGGACUGGAGAGCGGGAUGCUGAGGUGUUCAAGAAUAGCCCAUGGAAGGAUCAUAUGAAGAGGUGGUAAUUAAAGUCAUACAGCAGGCGUGGACAUGUUUGGAUUUCCAACAGCUACCCUGCUGGAUUGUCAUGGAAGAUAUGCGCAGAAUGUAGCAUUUUUCACAUAUUGGUGCAUCUUACAUGACUUCCCUCUCAUUUUACCAGAUGUGAUGACAGAAGCCCACCACAAAUAUGAUCACUCUGAGGCCACAGGAUCCUCAAGCUGGGAUUUCCAGAAUUCUUUCAGAAGAGAGAAGCUGGAACAAAAAUCCCCAGAUUCUAAGACACUACAGGAAGAUUCACCUGGAGUGAGACAGAGGGUCUAUGAGUGUCAGGAAUGUGGAAAAUCCUUCAGGCAAAAAGGCAGUCUAACCUUGCAUGAGAGAAUCCACACUGGUCAAAAGCCCUUUGAGUGUACCCAUUGUGGAAAAAGCUUUAGGGCCAAAGGCAAUCUUGUUACACAUCAGCGAAUACACACAGGAGAGAAGCCCUAUCAGUGCAAGGAGUGUGGGAAAAGCUUUAGUCAACGAGGUAGUCUGGCUGUUCAUGAAAGACUUCAUACUGGACAGAAACCCUAUGAGUGUGCUAUCUGUCAGAGAAGCUUCAGGAAUCAAAGUAACCUUGCUGUUCAUAGAAGAGUGCACAGUGGAGAAAAGCCCUAUAGAUGUGAUCAGUGUGGAAAAGCCUUCAGUCAGAAAGGAAGCUUAAUUGUUCACAUCAGAGUCCACACAGGCCUGAAACCCUAUGCCUGCACCCAGUGCAGGAAGAGUUUCCACACCAGGGGCAAUUGUAUCCUGCAUGGCAAAAUCCACACAGGAGAGACACCCUAUCUGUGUGGCCAGUGUGGGAAAAGCUUCACUCAGAGAGGGAGUCUGGCUGUGCACCAGCGAAGCUGCUCACAAAGACUCACCCUUUGACCACCCUCUUCAAAGGAAGUUCUCUUUAUGAAUUAAAAGUUUAAAAAAAAAAAAAAACUCAGAUCAAGCAACCUAUCCAAUGCUAUGGAAUGAAUGGAGACUCUUUCAGAAAGACCAUCACUGGGUAGAGCAAACUGACUUUUCUCCUUUCCCCCAAAUAAGUAUGAAAAAUAAAUGUCUUGUUUAUUAUCAUUAUCA